GUUGAAGUUCACAGAACAUAUCCAGACAUCUUCCAAACACGUACGAUUGAGGUAUUGUGACAACAUGGCCGAUACAUCACAAACCACCGAGCCAUCAUCCAGCACCAGCGUUAAUCAACCAUCGUCAACAGCUUCAUCACCACUACUAUCGGCACAACCCACAUGCGCAACAUGCAUUAAGACGCCCGAUUCACUCAAAGAAUGCAUCAAAUGCCACAGCGUGUCUUACUGCAACAAAGACUGCCAGAAGGCGCAUUUCAAGGUACACAAGAAGGUGUGUGCAGGACUUGCACAAGAGUACAGUAAGCACAAUGAACCAAAGAUGGCGCGGUCGACGGUGAGCACGAAGGCAGCGAGGGAUCGAGGGCUGCAAAAGUGGCAGUUCGAUACGUGAGGGGAGCAAGCGAGCGAAGUGAGUUGAUGGGAGGAGCGACAGGCUAUGCCAAAGAUGCAUCCGAAGGCGUUCUACAUACAGUAAGAUGGGCUACUUCUCCUCUAUAUAAUGCAUCGCUUGAAUUCACAUGUUGCAAGUUGAAGCUUGAGUUGAAUUUCCGAGACUGGGCCGAGCGCCUGUUCCAUGCCUGUGGGAUAUUAGGGAAUGCGAGUGUUUCAAGAUUUCCUUUCCGGUGUUCAGUAAGUUAACGGCUAAUACGAGGCUCUGAUUGGACCGGGCCGAAAAGGAUUAGUUUUGCGGGGUGCAUUGGUGUCUGUCUACUGAGAGGGUAUGACGUGAAGUCAGUAGGAAUGAUUUGAGCCCAGUCCUUCCAAAGGGAAACAAUGGAGAAGAAAGGCGCCUCAAUUGGCCCAGUUUAUCUUAUGCGAAAAUUGCGUAAUAUCACGAGGCAGAGAUGGAGACAGAAAAUGGUUGGAUCCGU
Messenger RNA from Pseudovirgaria hyperparasitica, 875 nucleotides. RefSeq lists its product as uncharacterized. The record is from RefSeq and is a predicted model, not a curated record. NCBI's taxonomy places the organism in Eukaryota, Fungi, Ascomycota, Dothideomycetes, Acrospermales, Acrospermaceae. The coding region runs from base 65 to 394 and encodes 109 amino acids. The transcript has 2 exons.